UUUCCUAUUUCUCUCUCUUCUUAUCUUGUUUCUCUCUCUUCUCUCGCGCAUAGUUUCUUUCUUUCUCUCUCUUCAAUUGCGGAACCCAAACACCACGACGGAGCCUCCGACCCGAAUCGGACGAGUUGAGUCCAGCUCCGACCACGUUCACGUGCUUCUCCUUCAAUCGCAUUUCGCUCCCAUUUUCUUCUUCUCAUUUCCGCUCUCCACACCGAAUCUGUUUGGGAUUUUAGGGUUCUGAAGUUUGUUGUUCUAAAGUUUCUGGUUUUGAAACUCUGUUGGGUAUUGAUUUGGAGGAGGGAAGGUAAAGAGGGUUAGGGUUUUCUUGAAAGGUUUGAUUUUUGUUGGGAGGUUGUUAUACUUCAAGAAAAGGAAGAAGGUUAGGGUUAGAGGAUAAUGUGUAUACUGUGUGUGAUUCAGAAGUUGUCUCGCCGGGUUGCUACAGUGCUACCUUGGUUGGUUAUUCCGUUAAUAGGGCUAUGGGCACUUUCUCAGCUUCUUCCGCCGGCGUUUCGGUUUGAGAUUACUUCGCCUCGUUUGGCUUGUGUAUUUGUGUUGUUGGUUACUCUCUUUUGGUAUGAGAUUUUGAUGCCUCAGUUGUCGGCUUGGCGGGUGAGGAGGAAUGCUAGGCUUAGGGAGAGGAAGAGGUUUGAGGCUUUAGAGAUGCAGAAGCUACGGAAGACUGCUACGAGGAGGUGUCGCAACUGUUAUAAUCCGUAUAGGGAUCAAAACCCUGGUGGGGGUCGGUUCAUGUGUUCCUAUUGUGGGCAUGUUUCGAAGAGACCGGCAUUAGACUUGCCUCCUGGGUUGGCGAUUUCUAAUUCUGGCAUUGUUAAGGAGUUGGUUGGGAAAAGUGGCAAGAUAUUAAAUGGCAAGGGUUGGUCUGAAAAUGGAUGGAUGUGUAGUCAAGACUGGUUGGAGAAUGGAAAUUGGGUAGGUGGGCCUAUUCCAGGUAAUCCUAGCAACUGGAAGAGCAAUGAGAAUGCUGGUCUUUUUGGAGCAGAUGAGCAUUGUGUAACAGAGAGGUCAUAUUCUGGUAUUUUGUUUUUCAUUUGUAAACUUUUAACAUCUUUUUUCUUGAGCAUUAGAUGGCUCUGGAGAAAGAUUUUUAGAAUUAGUUCAAGGGAAGAAUGUUCCUCGGAUGCUGAACAUAGGGCACUAGCAAAACGGGGUGAGAAUGGAGAAAGCCUCAAUGAAAGUAGAGGGGAGAAAGCACGCAGGAAAGCUGAGGAAAAAAGGCAGGCAAGGCUAGAGAAAGAACUCCUGGAGGAGGAAGAAAGAAAACAGAGGGAGGAGGUUGCUAGGUUAGUGGAGGAGCGUAGGAGACUGAGAGAUGAGAAAGCAGAAGCUGAAAAAGAUCGAAUGAGAUCAUUAAAUCCGAGUAAGGAGACAAACAGCAGGAAGGAAACUGAAAAGAAGCGGCAGGAAAAAAGAAGAGAUAAAGAUAAAGGUUCUAGUAAGAGCAACUCGGAUGUGGAAGAAUUGGAAAGAAGAGCUGGAAAGGAAAAUGAACGGAAGCGUGAUGUUGAGAAAAAAAGUGAAACAGAUCGUAGAGAGCAUCAGAAAUCUGGGUUAGAGAAUGGCAAGGGACAGAGUACAGACAAUGCACAUAGUAAAAAUAUGACUGCAAACAAUUAUAAUCGAGGAAAUACUGGAACUAGGUACUUUGAUCGCGUGCGGGGUACAUUUCUGUCCUCUUCGAAAGCAUUUGGUUUUGGAAGGGGAACUAGUAGUCCGGCCACUGUGGUGAAAGAAACCAAGUUUAACAGUUCUGCAGAUCAUGUUUAUAAUUCCGCCAGCAAGAGAGAUAUUUGUCCUCCUGAACGUCCAACUGCAAAAACCAAUUCGAAUGGAGAUGAUAGGAAUAUCAAUCACACUGUACUCCCAGAACCGAAGCCAUGGACGGCACCUAAAAUGUCAUGGCAUCAAUUAUUUACUCGAUCUUCAUCUGUUCCACAAUCCUCAAAUUCAAAUGUAAUAUGUAGACCAAAUUCCAAAACUCAAGCAGAAGCCAAAAGCCCUCAGUCAUCUGGCCAGUCACCAGUUACUCAAUCUUUUAAUAAUCCGAUUCAUUUUGGUCUUCCGUCACCGUUUAAUAUUUCCACCCACCCAAAUGGUGGAUCAGCCAGUAGCAGUUUAGGUUUUUCUCCUGCAAUUGAACAAUUAUUCUCUCCAGUUAGAAAUGCAUCACAUGAUUUUAGACACGAUGAACAAGAGCUUUUUGAAGACCCAUGUUAUGAUCCGAUUCCAGCUUCCUUGCUUGGGCCUGUUUCAGAGUCUCUUGAAAAUUUUCAGUUGGACUUGGGAACUGGCUUUGGGACAGACAUUGAAGUAGCAAAGCCUCACUCUUUAAAAAACAUAUCUGCUGGUUCUGAUUUUAAUAAGCUAUCUCCGAUUGAGUCCCCAUUGUCCCGGGAAAAGCAUGCUUCUCCUGCAGAUGAUGCAGCUGCAAGUGAUAAGGGAACAUGGCAGAUGUGGAGUACUUCACCACUUGGUCAGGAAGGUUUAGGCUUGGUAGGUGGCCCUGGAAGUUGGCUUUUAUCUUCACAGAGAAAUGUGCCAAACAAGGAUGAUUUCAUGCUUCCAUCUCAGAAGACUAUGGCUUCCCUUUUCAACAAAGAUGAUAACAUGAUUUCCAAUACACAUUCCCCUCAGAAUGUUUUUCUUCCUAAUGGUCAGAGUGGCGGGAACAUUAGCCCUGUUACAAGUUCAAAUAGUUAUGAUCCAUGGUCUCAAAGUACUUUCUUCCCACCAUUUUCAAGUGGCUUUACAAGCCAGGAGGCUGCUCCACAGAAUGAAAUUAUAUAUGGAAGUCCCAAUGGAACUGCUAGUAGCCAUUUACUCGAGGGUUCUCCGGCUAACAGUUGGUCCAAAAAGGAAUGGCCUAUACAUGGUUCCACGGAAAGCAUAGGGAAGUCAUCUAAUACGCGUCUGCUUAAUGGAGGUCUACAACCAACCUCAGAUGUACAGUCGUUUUGGUCAUUUGAUUAAAUAGGAUGAUAGUGACAGGGUAAGAGGGAGCGUGAUAGACACAAAUGUUGUUGAGGCAAUACUAUAGUAUAGCCUCAUUCCUUUAGGGGGGAAGAGUUUACGAUUUGUAUCUUCCUUCUUAUAUGAGGGAGGAUUAAUGUUUACAUGACAUUAGCAAUGUUGAUAGGAAUACAUGUUGGAUGCAUGGCAACAGAGAGGCUCCCCCAUUUUGAAGUAAAAUUUCUGUCCUUUGGAGAAUGGUGCCUUUGCAUCCCUCCCUCUUGUCAUGAUAUGAUCUCAAAUAUGCAGCAAUUGAUCACCCUUGUAUGGAAAAUUAACUAACAUGACCUACUAUCUCUGAAAAUAGUAAUGUUUCUUAUGUCUCGUCAUUUUGAAAA
Molecule: messenger RNA, 3368 nt
Organism: Vicia villosa (hairy vetch)
Lineage: Eukaryota; Viridiplantae; Streptophyta; Magnoliopsida; Fabales; Fabaceae
Exons: 4
Coding region: 397-2991 (864 amino acids)
Source: RefSeq, a predicted model, not a curated record